AUGGCCAUGGCGUUCUCUCCAAAGAUUCAAUUUUUACUCUUCAUUUCUCUUUACUUGAUUCCUCUAUCAAUCAGCCAUGAAGCCUCAGCACUCACAGACGUUCAUGACCUCUUCCCCAAGUACAAUCUUCCAAAGGGUCUUCUUCCCGAUAACGUGAAGUCAUAUUCCCUGUCCUCAGUGGACAGCAGCUUCAAAAUUGAACUCACUCACCAAUGUUAUGUUCAGUUCAAGGAUCAGCUGGUUCUGUAUGAUACCACUAUUACUGGGAAAUUGUAUUUUGGGAAAGUUUCUGAUGUUUCUGGGAUUCAUGCUAGGAGGUUUUUCAUAUGGGUUCCUGUUACUGGGAUGGAUGUUGAUGAGGUGGAUAACAUGAUUGAGUUUCAUGUGGGUUUUUUGUCUCAGAAAUUGCCUGUUGAUGAUUUCCAAAUUAUUCCAACUUGUUUGGACAAAAAGUUACAAGAUUCUCUCUUGGCAUCAGAGUGA
This is a messenger RNA of Oldenlandia corymbosa var. corymbosa, 483 nucleotides long. NCBI's taxonomy places the organism in Eukaryota, Viridiplantae, Streptophyta, Magnoliopsida, Gentianales, Rubiaceae. The record is from the annotation of a GenBank genome assembly.